CACAUUCAUUCUGUGACAUCGAUUUCCAAGAUCAUCUCUCGCCAUGUCUACUCUCUUUCUUUUGCUUCUCAUCUGUCUUUCUUUGCAUGCAUGCAAUGCUCGCUUUCUUCGCCUUACUGAUAAGGAAACCAAAAAACAAGUCCUGAACAAGGUUUUGGUGCAAGAUGUCGAUAAACUGAAUAUCAAUAGAACUACUUUAGCUCCAUCGGAGAUGAUGCCUCCAGUUUCAGAGGAGCAAGGAGCACAAGGACAACAAGUAGUUGGAAGAGAUGAAACAAUUACUCGUAAGAUCAGUUUACUUAGUGCAACCACUAUGAAAAAGAAAGAUGAAGAAGCUUUUAUGAAGCAAGAAGAAGGCACAAAAGGAGCAACUUCAGGAAAUAAAGUUAUCGUAUCUUCACAGGCUGAUUUGCAACAGUCGUCUAAAAUAAUAAUAGAGGGAUUGAAGGGGCGAGGACGAUCUAUGCUAGGAUCAACAGCAAAUGAUACCGAGGAAGCUGUGCGAUCUGAGGAAAAUGACAUUGCCGAGGAUGUAGCUGUCAUGGAUUAUGCACAACCCCAUCGGAAACCACCCAUCCACAAUAAAAAACCCUAGACCAGUAUAUAUUGUGAUAAUACAUGUACUUAUAAACCCAGCUCCUCCAAAUUUCUGUUUAAUGGAAGAUGAUCAUAUUUCCAAGA
Messenger RNA from Populus nigra (black poplar), 681 nucleotides. RefSeq lists its product as uncharacterized. The transcript has 4 exons. The record is from RefSeq and is a predicted model, not a curated record. The coding region runs from base 44 to 595 and encodes 183 amino acids. NCBI's taxonomy places the organism in Eukaryota, Viridiplantae, Streptophyta, Magnoliopsida, Malpighiales, Salicaceae.